UUCAUAUUUCAUAAUCUUUAGAUCUUGUCAACUAUUUGUCAUGUCUAAAAUCUAAAUAAAUUGCAGUAUACGGAAUAUUCUUUUUAUUCUACUAAUAAAAUGAAUAAUAUUAUGAUUUUAUCACUUUCAUAACAAAGAACAUCAAAAUAUCAAAUAUGUGUACUCUUGCUUUACAGAUUUUAACAUUGUUGGUAAACAUAAUAAUAUAUAGUCAUGGGUUUUAUGUCCCUGGUGUCGCACCAGUGGAGUUUAAGAAAGGUCAAAGGAUCGAAGUUAAAGCAGUUAAAAUGACAAGUAUCCAUACACAGCUACCAUAUGAGUAUUAUUCUUUACCUCUCUGUAUACCAAAAAAUGGAACAUUCGUAUACAAAUCCGAAAAUUUAGGUGAAGUUCUACGAGGAGAUCGAAUCGUGAACACACCUUAUGAGGUACACAUGGCUGAAAAUAUUAAAUGUAGACUUUUAUGUCACAAACAAAAUGAUCCAAUCAAUUGGAGCGUUGAAGAGUCUGAAAAAGUUGCAAGCCGCAUUGAACAUGAGUACUUUGUGCAUUUAUUGAUCGACAAUUUACCUGUGGCGACAAAAAUCAUUAAUGUUGAUACUUCUGAACGAACAAUUGAACAAGGUUAUCACCUUGGAUUUAUGUCUAAAGGAAAAACAUACAUUAAUAAUCACCUGAAGUUACUUCUCAAGUACCACAAACAUAGCCAGGAUUCAUAUAGAGUUGUAGGUUUUGAAGUAGAAACAUUUUCUGUUGAUAAAGAUCAUAUGACUUUUGUUGAUGACUCUUGUCAAUUUUCGUCAGAAGCCAAGCCUCAGCUUGUUAAUGAGGAUACAGGGACAAAAUUAUACUUUACAUAUUCAGUGGAGUGGGGAGAAUCUGAAAUUGAGUGGGCUUCUAGAUGGGACAUAUAUCUUGGCAUGAAAGAUGUGCAAAUACACUGGUUUUCUAUUGUUAAUUCAAUUGUUGUUCUCUUCUUUUUGUCAGGUAUUUUAACAAUGAUAAUAGUCCGAACAUUGAGAAGGGAUAUUGCAAGAUAUAAUUCUGAUGAAAAAAUUGAAGACAUGAUUGAAGAGACAGGCUGGAAAUUAGUACAUGGUGAUGUGUUCAGACCACCUCCCAAGAGGAUGUUAUUUGCUGCUGUUAUUGGAAGUGGUAUUCAAAUAUUUCUAAUGUCCCUCAUAACAAUAUUUAUUGCAAUGCUGGGUAUGUUGUCACCAGCUAGCCGUGGAGCCUUAAUGACUGCAGCAAUAUUCCUCUAUGUGUUUAUGGGUCUUAUAGCUGGUUACUAUUCAGCUCGGUUGUAUAACACAAUGAAAGGAAAGCAAUGGAAACAAGCUGCAUUCUUGACUGCUACACUAUAUCCUGCAAUUGUAUUUGGAUCAUGUUUCUUUUUAAAUUUUUUCAUCAUGGGUAAACAUUCUAGUGGAGCCGUACCUUUCUCAACAAUGAUGGCACUUUUGUGUCUUUGGUUCUGUAUAUCUCUGCCUCUAGUUUAUUUGGGUUAUUAUUUUGGAUGUAGGAAACAACCAUUCCAACACCCAGUUCGAACAAACUUUAUCCCAAGAAAAGUACCAGAACAAGUUUGGUAUAUGAAUACUUUGGUUUGCAUUUUGAUGGCUGGUAUACUUCCAUUUGGAGCUGUAUUUAUAGAGCUGUUCUUCAUUUUUAAUGCUUUGUGGGAAAAUCAAUUUUAUUAUUUGUUUGGAUUUCUAUUUUUAGUAUUCUGCAUACUUGUUAUUUCUGUAUCACAGAUUUCUAUAGUAAUGGUUUAUUUCCAACUAUGUGGUGAGGAUUAUCAUUGGUGGUGGAAGAGUUUUGUUAUUUCGGGAGGAUCUUCCGUAUAUAUACUGAUUUAUUCUAUAUUUUAUUUCUUUACAAAACUGGAAAUAACAGAAUUUAUACCAAUACUACUUUACAUUGGUUACACAGGACUUAUGGUGUUAACAUUUUGGAUCUUAACUGGAACAAUUGGAUUCUUUGCAGCAUAUACAUUUAUACGAAAAAUAUACGCUGCGGUGAAAAUUGACUAAUUAAGGACUUGAACUUGAAUCUAUUUAUUUCUAAGCAUUAAUUUAAAUAUUGAUUAUGUGCGUGUAAUUAGGGAAUGCAUAUGUGCAGGUUUGACUGUGUGUAAAUAAUUUUAACUAAAUAGCUUUUUGUUGUAUACUUACUUAUAUGUCUACUUGUGCAUUACAAAUAGUAAAAUGAGUGUUGCUUAGCUUUUAUUUUUUAAUUUUUAAUUAAAAGGUUGUUGGCCUAAUUUUUAGAAAAGACACAAUGCACAAUGCUAAUUCUAAAUAUUUAAUUGAUAGAACAAACAUUACAAGUGUAUUUUAAAGCAUCAUUAUAUGGAAAUCGUCAUCAGGUCCGUGCGUCUUUCAGCCCUCGGUAACCUUAAUGUUAUUCAACUUAAAAAUAUACAUAACAAAACUGUACUUAUAUGAAAUUUUUCCUUUUUUUACAAUAGCUAAAAUAUUACUUAUUGGGUUUAUACUUUGAAUUGUAUUCUGUUAAAAAAAAUUUUGGGAGCAGUAAUGUUGGUAAUUUUUUUUUAAUGUAAAUAUAUAAAUCUCCAAAGUUCGAAAUAAUUAUCUCAUCUUCUGGAAACACCAACUAAAAUAUUCCAUCACUAUAAAAUUCAAAUUCUGUAAGAUUAGUAAGCUUUUACAAAUCGGAUGUCAUCAAAUCAUUGUCAUCAAUUACAUUAUAAUAUCGAUAUAUAAGAUUAAAACAUAUAUCGAUACAUAUGAUAUAAUCGGAAUUAUAGAAAACGUUUUGUCAUGUAUGUACAGUUGUACACAAGCUAUUUUAUGUGCGGACCUCAUCCUUUUUAAAUGAAUAAAUACUUCACAUUGCUAUAAGUGCUUUAACUUGCAAUAAAUUAUUUCAAAGAGAAUUGACAUUUA
Vanessa tameamea is the source of this 2909-nucleotide messenger RNA. It is a transcript of the gene TM9SF4, whose product is annotated as transmembrane 9 superfamily member 4. Gene Ontology annotation, biological process: protein localization to membrane. The transcript is spliced from 9 exons. NCBI's taxonomy places the organism in Eukaryota, Metazoa, Arthropoda, Insecta, Lepidoptera, Nymphalidae. Gene Ontology annotation, cellular component: membrane. The record is from RefSeq and is a predicted model, not a curated record. Bases 156 to 2033 code for a protein of 625 amino acids.